This is a messenger RNA of Opisthorchis viverrini, 282 nucleotides long. RefSeq lists its product as hypothetical. The transcript has a single exon. Lineage: Eukaryota; Metazoa; Platyhelminthes; Trematoda; Opisthorchiida; Opisthorchiidae. Bases 1 to 282 code for a protein of 93 amino acids. The record is from RefSeq and is a predicted model, not a curated record.
AUGUGGGAAGGAUGCAAUUUGCCAAACCGUAGUCGGCCAACCAAUACGUCGAUGAAUUUAAAUCCGGAAGCUGUGAUACAAACUGUGAGCUCCCACCUCGAUCGUCGUGAGUGGCGAGAAAUACAGCCGAAACUUCGAAUGACUACUACGGUUCUUGACAGAGAGAACAGACUGUCCACUGUUGCAGCUGAAGGCGGCGCACAUCAGAGCUACCAUCACACCCACUACUACAAACUGACACAGAGACAACCGAUCCGGCCAAGCCCAGCACUGCUACGGUGA